Molecule: messenger RNA, 14490 nt
Organism: Pocillopora damicornis (cauliflower coral)
Lineage: Eukaryota; Metazoa; Cnidaria; Anthozoa; Scleractinia; Pocilloporidae
Product: usherin
Biological process (GO): cell-cell adhesion
Molecular function (GO): protein binding
Source: RefSeq, a predicted model, not a curated record
AUGGGUGAUCAUUUCCUUAUUCUCAUGACCUAUACACAUAUAUUUGUUGAUUCAAGGGUCUUUGAUGGAAAUAAAGGAAGAAAUGACAUUGUAAAGCGAAGUCUCAAUAAAUAUGCCAAUGCAAGAUAUAUCCGCUUCCAGCCAACAACCUAUUCAGGAUAUAAGGGUUUACGAGUAGAAGUAUAUGGAAUUCGUGUGAUCAGAGUUCCAUCACAAGCCCCAAGUAGUUUCACUUUGACUGCAAGCUCUUCUACAAGCAUUACAGCAUCGUGGCAGUUACCAUCAGGAAUUGCUAGACAAGGAAAGAUAAGAGGGUUUAAGCUGUUCUUCAGAAAGAAAGGUUCUGCAGGGUCAGUAACCACUUUGACAAUCAACAGUGGAGCAACACUGAGUAGCAUUGUCACUGGACUUGAUGAGUACACAGAGUAUGAAUUUCAAGUGUUGGCCUUCACUUCAGCAGGGGAUGGACCAAAGAGUUCUCUCAAGGUGCAGAGAACAAUGGAAGAUGCUCCAUCACAACCUCCCAGCAAUUUCAUUGUGACUGCAAUUACUUCUACAAUCAUGAGAGCUUCCUGGCAGUUACCACCAGUAGGCUCCAGAAAUGGAAUCAUAACAGGAUUUAAAUUGUUUUUCAAAAGGAAAAGUUCUCUAGGUGCAGCAACUGUAACAACUAUCAAUAGUGGGUCAGCUAAUACUAAAGAUGUUACAGGGCUUGUGAAGUACACAGAAUAUGAAUUUCAGAUGUUGGCCUACACUUCAGCUGGAGAUGGACCAAAGAGUUCUUCCCUGGUGGAGAGAACUUUAAAAGAAGAUUGUGUUGAACUGGAUCUUGGAAUGGAAGGUGCAAAAAUUCAAGACAAUAAAAUAACUGCUUCCUCUGAACAGAGUGCCAACACACCAGCCAAGAAUGGUCGACUGAACUACACAUCAGGAUCAUCCUGGUGUGCAGGAACGAGUGACACUAACCCACAUCUGCAGAUUGAUCUACAGACUCUUCAUAUCAUCUGUGCUGUGUCUACUCAAGGGAAUUCUAAAGCAGAUCAGUGGGUGAAGACCUACAAACUACAAUUAUCCACAGAUGGGACAACUUGGACAGACUACAAGGAAGGUGGACAAGUUAAGGUUUUAGAUGGAAAUGUUAAUAGAAAUUCAGUGGUUAAACAUACUGUCUAUGGAGUCUUAACAAGGUAUCUGCGAUUCCUGCCACAAACACACCAGGGUGGAGUGUGUAUGAGAACAGAGGUAUUUGGGGUGACACAAAAGCCAAGAUGCUCUAUGCAGGCCAUUGGUGUAGCCAGGACUGGUACCAUUCCAGACAGCAGCUUCUCCUCCUCGUCAAGGUUUAAUUCAGCAUAUGCAGCUAAAUAUGGUCGCUUAACUGGAGCAAGGUCAUGGGCACCUAAUGGCAACAAUAAUGCUAAUGAUUACCUUCAAAUUGACCUGCUGUUUGAGUAUGUCAUCUGUGCUGUAGCUACACAAGGAAAUCCAAGGGCCAAUGAGUGGACAACGAAGUACAAGUUACAGUCAUCACUUAAAGAUACCAACUUUCUCACCUAUCAGGAAAACAGUGUUUAUAAGGUCUUCAAUGGAAAUUCUGGAAAAAAUGACAUUGUAAAACAGAGUCUCAAUGAAUUUGUUAGUGCAAAGUAUAUCCGCUUCCAGCCAACAGCUUUUUCAGGAUAUAAGGGUUUGAGAGUGGAAGUGUAUGGAGUACGAGUAGCUCAAGUUCCAUCACAACCCCCUGGUAACUUUGCAGUGAUUGCAAAGUCCUCAACUAGCAUUACAGCGUCGUGGCAGUUACCACCUGAAUAUGCCAGACAUGGAAUCAUUACAGGAUUUAAAUUGUUUUACAAAGAAAGAGGCUCCCAAGCAUCAGCAACCCACUUGACCAUUAGAAAUGGAGCUACACUGAGUAGGGUUGUCACGGGGCUUGAAAAAUACACAUUUUAUGAAUUCAACGUGUUAGCCUUCACCUCUCAUGGGGAUGGACCAAAGAGUUCCUCUGAGGUGAAAAGAACAAUGGAAGAUGUUCCAUCACAAGCACCUGGUAACUUCAGUGUAACUGCUAUUAGUUCAAGCAUUAUUACAACAUCAUGGCAGUUACCACCAGCUAACUCCAGACAUGGAAUCAUCACAGGAUUUAAGUUGUUCUACAAGAAGAAAUCGUUCUCAGGGUUGGCAACCAUGUUCACUGUGAAUGAUGGUUCACUUCGUAACAAAACUGUGACUGGAUUGGACAAGUACACAGAGUAUGAAUUUCAAGUGUUGGCCUUCACUUCUGUUGGUGAUGGACCAAAUAGUUCUGUUGAGGUGACAAGAACAAAGGAGGAUGUUCCUUCCCAGCCUCCACGUAAUUUCACAGUGACCUCAUGGUCUUCCUCCAGUGUUGACGCAACAUGGACAUCACCACCAGCAAACUCCAUACAUGGAUUAAUCAGAGGAUUUAAAUUGUUUUACAAAAAGAAAACCUCUGCCACCUCAGCAACAUCUUUAACUAUCAACAGUGGAGCGAGCCCUUCUAUACAUUUUUAUCUCGCCGGACUUGAGAAGUACACAGAAUAUGAAUUUCAAGUGUUGGCCUUCAAUUCAGCUGGUGAUGGACUAAAAAGUUCUGUUAAGGUUGAGAGAACGAUGGAGGAUGCUCCUUCGAGUGCCCCAACUAACUUCACCGUGACUGCAAGCUCUCCUAAUAUUAUUACAGCAUCCUGGCAGUUCCCACCAGCAGACUCUAGAAAUGGAAUAAUCACUGGAUAUAAAUUGUUCCACAAAAGAAAGAACUCGGGAGCACCAGCAGACAUAAUAACUAUAAACAGUGGAGCAACUCAUACAACAAAUGUCAGUGGGCUUAUCAAGUACACAGAGUAUGAAUUUCAAGUACUGGCUUUCACUUCUGUUGGUGAUGGACCUAAAAGUUCUGUUAAGGUUAUUAGAACAGUGGGAGAUGUUCCUACGACAGCACCUUCCAACUUCGUUGUUACUGCAAGCUCUUCUACCAGUAUAACAGCAUCCUGGAAUUUACCACCAGCAGGCUCCAGACAUGGAUUAAUCACAGGAUUUAAACUGUUUUACAAAGAGAGAGGCUCUUCAGGGUCAGCAACCCUCAUGUCCAUUAACAGUGGAGCAACAUUUAGUAAAAUCGUUACUGGGCUUGAUAAGUACACAGAAUAUGAAUUUCAAGUGUUGGCCUUUACUUCUGUUGGCGAUGGACCAAAAAGUUCUGUUAAGGUUGAGAGAACAAUGGAAGAUGCUCCUUCAAAGCCCCCACGUAGCUUUACUGUGACAGCAAGCUCUUCAACCAGUAUUAGAGCUUCUUGGCAGUUACCACCAGCCGACUCCAGAUAUGGAAUUAUCACAGGAUUUAAAUUGUACUAUAAAAAGAAAGGUUCUCUAGGUUUAGCUGCCAUGGUAACUAUUAACAAUGAAACAAUCCGUGUUGAAGAUGUGUUUGGGCUUGAAAAGUACACUGAAUACGAAUUUCAAGUGUUGGCCUUCACUUCCGCUGGUGAUGGACCUAAGAGCUCUGUUCUUGUGGAAAGAACGAAUGAGGAUGUGCCAUCACAGGCUCCAAGUAACUUCACUGUUGUUGUAAGUAGCUCCAUCAGUGUUACAGCAUCUUGGAAGUUACCACCAAAGAGUUCAAGAAAUGGGAUCAUCACGGGAUUUAAAUUGUUCUACAAAGAGAAGUCUUUGUCAGGGUUGGCAACCACGUUAAGGAUAAACGAUGGAGCUAGUCGCAACAAAACUGUCACUGGAUUAGAUAAGUACACAGAAUAUGAAUUUCAAGUUUUGGCCUUCACUUCUGUUGGUGAUGGCCCAAACAGUUCUGUAAAGACAGGGAGAACAAUGGAAGAUGUUCCUUCAAAAACACCACUGAACUUCACUGUGGCUGCAAACUCUUCAACCACUAUCAUGGCAUCUUGGCAAUUACCACCAGCAAACUCCAGAAAUGGAAUAAUUAAAGGAUUUAAAUUGUUUUACCAGGAAAAAAGUUCUGCGGGGUCAGCAACUAGCUUGACCAUUGACAGUAGAUCGACAUUGAAGAGAGUUUUCACUGGGCUUGAUAAAUACACAGAAUAUGAGUUUCAAGUGUUGGCCUUUACAUCUGCUGGUGAUGGACCAAAAAGUUCGGUUAUAGUGGAGAGAACAAUGGAAGAUGUUCCAUCAAAGGCUCCAAGAAACUUCACCAUAAUCGUAUUGAGUUCUACCAGUAUUACAGCCUCUUGGCAAUUACCGCCUGCAGACUCUAGGAAUGGAAUCAUCACAGGAUUUAAAUUGUUUUACAAAAAGAGAGGCUUUGUAAUGUUUCCAUCUACAAUAACUAUUACAAAUGAAACAACCCGCUCCAGAAAUAUCGGUGGGCUUGAAAAGUACACAGAAUAUGAAUUUCAAGUGCUGGCCUUCACUUUGGUUGGGGAUGGAGAAAACAGUUCUGUUGUAGUGGAGAGAACAAAUGAAGAUGUCCCUUCCUAUGCCCCAGUUAACUUUACUUUAGCCCCGAGAGAUUCUACCAGUAUUACAGCAUUGUGGCAGUUACCACCACCAGGCUCCAGACAUGGAAUCAUCUUAGGAUUUAAAUUGUUCUACAGAAAGACAGGAUCUCUCAGGUUACAAACAGUGCUAUCUAUUAGAAAUAGAACAACUCGCACUGUACCUGUCACUGGGCUUGAUAAGAACACGGAAUAUGAAUUUCAAGUGUUGGCCUUCACUUCAGUUGGUGAUGGACCAAAGAGUUCUGUUGAAGUAGAGAGGACUAAAGAGGAUGUUCCAUCCACAGCACCAAGCAAUCUCACCGUGAUUGUCAACAAUUCCACCACUGUAACAGCAUCCUGGAGACUGCCACCAGAAAUUGCUAGAAAUGGAAUCAUCAGAGGAUUUAGAUUGUUAUACAAAAAGAAGGACUCUGGAGGGUUGCCAGCAAUUUUGAAUAUUAGCAACGGAACAAUUCACAGUCAAGUCGUAACUGGGCUUGAUAAGUACUCUGAAUAUGAAUUUCAAGUAGUGGCUUUCACAUCUGUUGGUGAUGGACCCAAAAGUUCUGUUGUGGUCAAAAGAACAAAGGAAGAUGUUCCAUCACAAGCCCCGGCUAACUUAACUCUUACUUCAAGUAGUUCUACCAGCAUUACAGCAUCCUGGCAGUUACCAUCAGUAAACUUCAGAAAUGGAAUAAUCAGAGGAUUUAAAUUGUUUUACAAGAUGAAAUAUUUUCCUGGAAAACAAGCCGUUUUAACUAUUUUAAAUGGUACAAGUCUUUCUAAAGAGUUCAUAGGGCUUGCUAAAUACACAGAGUACGAGGCUAGCAUCUUGGCUUUUACUUCUGUUGGUGAUGGACCAAAGAGUGAGGUCAAGUUGGUGAAAACAAACGAGGAUGUCCCUUCCGAAGCUCCUGGCAACUUCAGUUUGACUCCAACUAGUUCUACGAGUAUUACAGCAUUCUGGCAGUUACCACCGGCGGACUCUAGAAAUGGGAUCGUCAGAGGAUUUAGAUUGUUUUACAAAAAGAAAGACUCGGUGGGAUUGCAAACAUUAGUAUCUGUUGAAAACGGGACAACACGCAAUAAACUUGUCAUUGGGCUUGAUAAGUACACGGUUUAUGAAUUUCAAGUGUUGGCCUUCACUUCCGUUGGCGAUGGCAUGAACAGCUCUAUUGUGGAGGAAAGAACAAAAGAAGAUGUCCCCUUCAUAGCCCCAAGCAACCUUACUGUGACAGUGAUAAAUUCUAGCAGUGUAACAGCAUACUGGCAGCUUCAACCAGAAAUUUCCAGCAAUGGAAUCAUCAGAGGGUUUAAAUUAUUCUACAGAAAAAACAGCUCUGUAGGGUUGCCGUCCAUUCUGACCAUUAAAAACGGAACAAUUCACAGUCAAGAUAUCACUGGGCUUGAUAAGUACACAAAGUAUGAAUUUCAAGUGUUGGCCUUCACUUCUGUUGGUGAUGGACCGAAAAGUGCUGUUUUGGUUGAGAGAACGAGGGAAGAUGUUCCCUCGCAAGCCCCCGCUAACUUUACCGUGACUUCAACUUCUUCUACUAGUAUUACAGCAGCCUGGCUGUUACCACCGAUGGACUCCAGGAAUGGAAUUAUCACAGGAUUUAAGCUGUUUUACUGGAAGAAAGGCUCUGCGGGGAAAGAGACUAAGCAAAUUGUUGAAAAUGGUACUAGUCGUUCGAAUACAUUGACAGGGCUAGAUAAAUACACAGAGUAUGAGUUCGAGUUAUUGGCUUUCACUUCUGUUGGUGAUGGACCAAAGUCGUUAGUCAAGGUUGCGAGGACAAAUGAAGAUGUUCCGUCGAGAGCUCCGGGCAACUUCACUCUAACUCCAGCUAGUUCUACGAGCAUGAGAGCAUCGUGGGAGUUACCACCAGAACAGUCUAGACAUGGAAUCAUUACAGGAUUCAAAUUGUUCUUCAAACUGAAAGACUCUGCAGGAUUGCAAACUUUAGUAACGAUUACAAAUGGAACUGAUCGUAGUAAAGUUGUUGCAGGGCUUGAUAAGUACACAGAAUAUGAAUUUCGAGUGUUGGCCUUCAAUUCUGUAGGCGAUGGACCAAAGAGCUCCGUUCGUAUCGAGAGAACAAAUGAAGAUGUUCCAUAUACAGCACCUCGCAACCUCACUGUGAUUGCAAGUAAUUCUACCAGUGUAACAGCAUCUUGGCAGCUCCCGCCAGAAAUCGGCAGAAAUGGUGUCAUCAGAGGACUAAAAGUGAUGUACAGAAAAAUAAGCUCUGCAGCGUUGCUUAGAAUUUUGACCAUUAAUAACGGAACAAUUGAAACUGAAGAUGUCACUGGGCUUGAUAAGUACACACAGUAUGAAUUUCAGGUGUUGGCUUUCACUUCAGUUGGUGAUGGACCAAGAAGUUCUGUUGUAGUUGAGAGAACAAAAGAAGAUGUUCCCUCGCAAGCUCCUGCUAACUUUACUGUGACUUCAAGCAAUUCUACCAGUAUCACAGUAUUUUGGCAGUUACCACCAGCUGACUCCAGAAAUGGAAUAAUAUCAGGAUACAAAUUGUUCUUCAAAAAGAAGGGUUCUGCUGAAAGAUCUACUUCGUUGACUAUUUCAAAUGGGACAACUCACUAUAAAAAGUUGACAGGGCUAGAUAAAUACACAGAGUACGCGUUUCAGUUAUUGGCUUUCACAGCUGUUGGUGAUGGACCAAAGAGUUCAAUAAAGUUUGGCGAAACGAACGAAGAUGCCCCAUCAAAACCUCCGAGUAACUUUACAGUGAAGACAAUCUCAUCUACCAGUAUUGCAGCAUCCUGGCAAUUACCACCAGUAGACUCCAGACAUGGAAUUAUCAUUGGUUUUAAAUUGUACUACAAAAAGAGAGGCAUUCCAAGAUUAGAAACAUCAAUAACAAUUAAAAAUGGAAGGGCUCGUAGCAAACCUGUUACAGGGCUUGCUAAAUUCACAGAAUAUGAACUCCAAGUGUUGGCCUUCACGUCUGUUGGCGACGGACCAAAGAGUUCUAUAAGGGUCGAACGAACAAAGGAGGAUGCACCAUCACAGGCCCCUAGCAACUUCUCCUUAAUUGUGCGUAGCUCCACCGCUAUAACCGUAUCAUGGCAGUUACCACCGGCAGACUCCAGAAAUGGAUUUAUCACAGGAUUCAAAAUUUUUUACAAAAAGAAAAACUCAACAACAUUGCCAGCCUCAAUAACUGUGAGGAAUGGUACAACGGAAAGUGAUGACGUCAUUGGGCUUGAAAAGUAUACAGAAUAUGAAUUUCAAGUGUUGGCCUUUACUUCCGUUGGUGAUGGACCAAAGAGUAACGUUAGGAUUAAGAGGACAAAAGAAGAUGUUCCAUCAAAAUCUCCAAGCAAUUUCACUGUGGCCGCAAGUUCCUCAUCCAGUAUUACAGCAUCAUGGCAGUUACCACCCAAGGACUCUAGAAAUGGAAUUGUCAGAGGAUUCAAAUUGUAUUACAAAAAGAGAGGCUACACGGGGCUACCUAACACUUUAAUCAUUGGGAAUGAGACGAUUUGUACUAAAGCUGUUAUUGGACUAGAAAAAUACACAGAAUAUGAAUUCCAAGUUUUGGCCUUCACUUCUAUUGGUGAUGGACCUAACAGCUCUGCUGAAGUUGCAACAACAAAGGAAGAUGCUCCUUCUAAAGCUCCAACUAACUUCUCUGUGACAGCGAGCAACUCUACCAGUAUCACAGCAUAUUGGCAGUUACCACCAGCAGACUCCAGAAAUGGAAUCAUAACAGGGUUUAAAUUGUUCUUCAAAAAGAGAGGCUCUGCAGGAUUACCGGUGGCUUUAACUAUAAGCAACGGACAAAUUAAUUUUAAACGUGUUAACGGCCUUGAUAAAUACUCGGAGUAUGAAUGUCAAGUCUUGGCCUUCACUACUAUUGGUGAUGGACCGAGGAGUGCUGUCGUUGUCGAGUCAACAAUGGAAGAUGUUCCAUCGCAACCUCCAAGAAAUUUCAGCGUGACCGCAAACUCGUCCACUAGUGUUACAGCAUCCUGGCAGUUACCAUCUGUUGAAUCCAGACAUGGAGUCAUUAUUGGAUUUAAAUUAUCCUACAAAAAGAAAGAUUCUGUUGCAACACCAAACAUUCUGAAUAUCACAAAUGGAUCCGUCGAGAGCAAAGAGAUCACUGGGCUCGAUAAAUACACAGAAUAUGAAUUUCAAGUGUUGGCCUUCACUUCUGUUGGUGAUGGGCCAAAAAGCCCUGUUCUUGAUAGGAGAACAAAGGAAGAUGUUCCUUCAGAAUCCCCGGAUAACUUCACUGUAGUAGUGAGCUCUUCCACUAGUAUUACAGCCUCUUGGCAGUUACCGCCCAGUGACGCUAUGAAUGGAAUCAUCACAGGAUUCAAACUUUUCUUUAAAAAGAAAGAACUUAUAGAUCCACCAAUUGUUUUAACUAUAAACAAUAGAACAAGUCGCCAUCAAAGAUUCACAGGGCUGGAUGAGUACACAGAAUAUAAAUUUCAAAUUUUGGCGUUCACAUCUGUUGGUGAUGGACCGAACAGUUCUGUACAAGUGAAAAGGACUCUAGAAGAUGUUCCUUCGGGGUCUCCCACUAACUUCACGGUGACAGCAAGCUCUUCUACCAGUAUCACGGCAUCUUGGCAGUUACCACCAGCAGACUCCAGAAAUGGAAUCAUGGUAGGAUUCAAAUUGUUUUACAAAAGAAAAAGCCCUGGGGAAGCAGCAACCAUGGUAAUUAUCAACAACGGAACAGCCAGCACUAAAGAUGUUACAGUGCUUGCUAAGUACACAGAAUAUGAAUUUCAAAUUUUGGUCUUCACUUCUGUUGGCGACGGCCCAAACAGUUCUGUUAAGAUUGAACGAACAAGAGAAGAUGUUCCAUCGAAAGCUCCGAGCAAUUUCACUGUGACUGCUAGCUCUUCUACCAAUAUUACUACAUCCUGGCAGUUACCACCAGAGGACGCCAGAAAUGGAAUUGUCCGGGGAUUUAAAUUGUACUACAAAAAGAGAGGCUCCAUCGGGUUCCCAAUUACUUUAACUAUUAGAAAUCAGACGAUUCGCACUAAAGAUGUCAUUGGAUUAGACAAAUACACAGAAUAUGAAUUUCAGGUGUUGGCCUUCACUUCUGUUGGCGAUGGACCAAAGAGUUCUACCGAAGUCGCAAGAACAAAGGCAGACGUGCCUUCGAGAGCUCCGCGUAACUUCUCUUUGAAGGCCAGUAAUUCUACCAGUAUCACAGCAUACUGGCAGUUACCACCAGCAGACUCCAGAAAUGGAAUCAUCACAGGAUUUAAAUUGUUCUUCAAAAAGCAAGGCUCUGCAGGAUUACUGGCAGCUUUAGCUUUAAGCAAUGGACAAAUUCGUUUUAAGCAUGUGACUGGGCUUCAUAAAUACUCUUGGUACGAAUUCCAAGUGUUGGCCUUCACUUCUGUUGGUGACGGACCAAGGAGUUCUGUUGUUGUGGAGAGAACAACGGAAGAUGCUCCGUCCCAACCUCCAAGGAACUUAAGCUUGACCCCAAGCUCUUCCACGAGUGUUACAGCAUCCUGGCAGUUGCCAUCUGUUGAAUCCAGGCAUGGAGUUUUAAUAGGGUUUAAAUUAUCGUACAAAGAGAAAGUUUCUCUGGCAACACAAGUUAUUCUGAAUAUCACAAAUGGAACAGUUGAGACAAAAGACAUCAGUGGGCUCAAAAAGUACACAGAAUAUGAAUUUCAAGUGUUGGCGUUUACUUCUGCUGGGGAUGGACCAAAAAGCUCUGUCGUUGUUGUGAGAACAAAUGAAGACGUUCCUUCAAGGUCUCCGGAUAACUUCACUUUAGUAGUGCGCUCAUCCAUUAGUAUAACUGCAUCUUGGCAACUACCACCAGUUCACGCCAGGAAUGGAAUCAUCAGAGGAUUCAAAUUGUUCUACAAAAAGAAAGGCUCCAUAGAUCCACCAAUUACUUUAACUAUUAGGAAUAGCACAAGUCGCUAUGCAAUGGUCACUGGGCUAAAUGUGUACACAGAAUAUGAAUUCCAAAUAUUGGCGUUCACAUCUGUUGGUGAUGGACUGAACAGUUCUCUGGAGGUGAAAAGGACAGCGGAAGAGGUUCCUUCCAAAGCUCCAGAAAAUUUUACCGUGACUGAAUGUAGGUCUACAAGUAUUACAGCUUAUUGGCAACUACCACCAGCAGACUCCAGAAACGGGAUCAUCGCAGGAUUUAAAUUAUUUUACAAAAGAAAGGAUUCUGUAGCUUCACCAACAAUAAUAAUUCUUAACAAUGGGAAGAUCCACGCUGAGAAUGUCACUGAGCUUGAUGAGUUCACAGAAUAUGAAUUUCAAGUGUUGGCCUUCACUUCAGUUGGUGACGGACCAAAAAGCUCUCUUGAAUUGGCAAAGACAGCGGAAGAUGUUCCCUCGAGCGCUCCAAUUAACUUUACUUUGUCUGCAAACUCUUCUACCAGUAUCACAGCGCGCUGGCAGUUACCACCAGUUGAUUCCAGAAAUGGAAUCAUUACAGGAUUUAAAUUAUUUUGCAAAAAGAGAAACACCACCUUGGAACCGACUAGCUUUACCAUUCAUAACAGAACAACUAAUACCAAAGUUGUCGCUAAACUCGACGAGGACACAGAAUAUGAAUUUCAAGUGUUAGCCUUCACAUCUGUCGGUGAUGGACCUAAAAGUUCGGUAGAAGUUGAAAGAACAAGGGAAGAUGUUCCUACGGGAUCUCCCGGGAACUUCACCUUGACUGCAAGCUCCUCCACCAGUAUAAUGGCAUCAUGGAAGUUACCACCAGUAGACCUCAGAAAUGGAAUCAUCAAAGGAUUUAAAUUGUUUUACAUAAGAAAAAGCUCUAGAGCACCAGCAACCAUCAUAAUUACCAACAAUGGAACAAUCAAUGCUAAAGAUGUUACAGGACUUGAUAAGUACACAGAAUAUGAAUUUCAAGUGUUGGCCUUCACCUUUGUUGGUGAUGGACCAAACAGCUCCGUGGAGAUUAUUAGAACAAAAGAAGAUGUGCCUUCAAAACCUCCACGUAAUUUUUCUGUGACUGCAAGCUCCUCUACCAGUGUUAAAGCAUCCUGGCAGUUACCACUAGCAAAAUUCAGAAAUGGAAUCAUAACAGGACAUAAAUUGUUGUACAAGAAGAAGGAUUCUGCUUCUUCAGUAACCAUGAGAAUUAUUUAUAAUGCAUCAAUCCAUACUGAGGAUAUCACUGGGCUUGAUAAAUACACAGAAUAUGAAUUUCAAGCGUUGGCCUUCACUUCUGUUGGUGAUGGACCAAAGAGUUCCCUUCAUGUGGAGAGAACAAAGGAAGAUGUUCCUUCCAAAGCUCCGGCUAACUUAUCUGUGACCUCAAAUUCUCCUACCAGUAUUACAAUAUCCUGGCAGCCUCCACCUAAAAAAGAAAGACAUGGAAUUAUCAAAGGAUUUAAGUUGUAUUACAGGGAGAGAAGCUCUGAAGGAACCACAACCAUCGUAACUAUUAACAGUGAAGUAACAUUAAGUAAAGUUGUCAAUGGGCUUUUUAAGUACACAGAAUAUGAAUUUCAAGUCUCGGCCUUUACUUCUGUUGGUGAUGGACCAAAGAGCGUUGUUAAGAUCGAGAGAACAAAGGAAGAUGCACCGAGCUCUCCUCUAUCGUUUUCCUAUAAGGAACUAGCCCCGAAUAAUUUUCAUGGUCCAAGAAUAAACUUGACUUGGAGCAGACCUGCGGAAUCUAAUGGAAUCAUCAGGAAUUACAUUGUGUUUUAUGCAAACCAAGAAGGUGAGACGAAGCAAAGCGUUGGAGGAGACACGUUCAGUUACUUGGUAGAUGUCCUGGGUGGAGUUACUUAUCAUUUCUAUAUCGGAGCUGUAACUGUCAAACCUGGACAGAAUGCGUCAUUGUCUGUGAAAACCAAUGAGUACGAGCCUAGUCAUGGACCAGAAAAUGUAUCGUCUAUCGAAGUUGAUUACACAAAAUAUCAGAUAACCUGGAAUAGUCUGACAAGACAGGUCGCCAAUGGGUUCGUCAAAAUGUAUCAAGUGAGACUUGACUUAAAAGAAAGUUGCACUUCGUUUCACACUUCAUUUAAUUCAACCUUCAACACAUCCAAAACAGAGAUACUGUUGUCCAGUCUCUCAAUGUGCACAAGAUAUAAAGUGUCAGUUAGAGCCUUCACUGAGGCUGGGCCUGGACCCUACAGCCAGUCUUUAGCGAUCCAGACGUUGGGUACAAUUUGGUCUCUUGAGAAGCCCUCUCCGCCAGCAUUUUCUUCGAAUUUUAGUGACGGAGGAAUCAAAGCAAAAAUUACACUCCCAAAUUUCCCAGGAAGUGCAAAAUUUUUUCAAGUCAUCGUCAUAACAUAUUGGUCAAACUACGAUGGUGUCGUAAACCCACCAUCAGAUUUUUCAACACAAGAGCUGAUGACUUAUGAAGAAGCUCACAAAUCUCUACUGCCUGCAGCUUAUGUCACUUUCCAGUUUGGAGGAAAUGAUUUUUACAAACACCAAGAAUUUACUGUAGGAGAUGGAGUCCAAUCAAGCAAUAAAAUAAGAAGCAAGAGAAGUAAUGGCGAAGAGUAUUAUUACAACAAACCAUUGCACCCGAAUACGAACUACAGAGUGUUUCUCAGAGCUUUUGUCUCAGAGACACUGUACACCUCGAGUAGCUUCAUAGUGCUGAAAACCAAAGAUAAACCAGUGGUCAAGGAACUACCAGAAAGGACAACAAUAAUAGUUGGCGAAUUGGCAGAGUUGACAUGUGAGGCCCAUGGAGAUCCAAAACCUUCUGUUACUUGGAGUAAAGACGGAGACACCAGUAUAUCGCGAGCAACGUUUAACAAUGAUGGCCACAUUCUUGUUAUCAGAGACGUGAUAACUCGUGAUAGCGGUCUUUAUGAAUGUACAGCAUCGAACAUGUUUGGAGCGAGCCAUUCAGCAACAACUUUGGUAGUGACUGAAAACCAAAGCAUCUUUCUCAUCGUUGUCAUCGCCUUUUCCUGUGUGGUUUUCGUGUUAUUGGCGAUAAUUUGUGGAAUGGGAUGUAAGUUAAGAAAAGCUAAGCUCAGAUUAAAUGACGCAAAGAAGAAGGCAGACAGUACUAUCUUUGACGACAUCGGUCCACCCGUCUCUUCGUUUGAUGAGCUUACGGCUUCUCCAAAAUCGUGUCUUCAACUCAAGCCCAUGUCUUCAGAAGGCCAAUCGCCUGCAUUUCCUGAUCCUCAAGCUUUGCAGUUUGAAAAUAAAGCAUUCGGCCACCAGAAUAUUGGCUUUGCGAAAGAAAGUCAAGGAAAAGAAAUAGGAGAUACUGGAUGUUGAUUUGGUUUUAUACUUCUACAUACUUCCACACUCUUAUCAGUCGAAUGAUAAAUCCGCUAGGGACGUACUUAUUUCUGUCAAAUGAUUGCCAAGUCAAAAAUGAAUACAAGCUUUGGUAAAGCCACCAAUUCUCUAAAAAAAAUAUUAAAAUACUUUAAUCUUUUUUAGUCCUUAGUUAAAUAUAGAUAUUAGUUGAGAGGGCUACUGUUUACGCUCGCUAGAGGGAGAACUCGAUUUACACUUGGCCUCAGACUGAAUAUUUAGUUUGAAUAUUUGUUGGUCGUAGAGUAUUAACAAGAAAAUUUUUGAAGCCUUAUCAUCCUUUUCUUGAUACCCUUGCAGCAAAUAAGGUAGAUGAUCAUAGAUUAUUUUUGAUAAAUAUUUUUGAGUUAUGAUCAUAUUGGGAUGAAUAGUGUUUGUUGAUUAAGCAAUAGUUAUAAAUCGGAUAGUGUCGUUUUCCCCAUUGUGAUAAACCCUUGUUCCUUGUGCUUCUGAGUUUCAAGCUCUCCUUUCUAAUGAGCAUCUCCUCCUUCGUCCACUGAGUAAAAGAACCGAUCACAGUGGACAGAUGGUCGAGGCAGCUUAAAAGUGUGCGUUCAACAGUGAAAUAGGGUUUUAAAUUCCAUCUUUAUACCAUCAGAUAAAUGCAAUAUAGCUGUUGCAUCAUGCAAGGUGUCACACAAUGUUAACUUGAAUCUUGAGCGUAACAUCUACUUCAAUAAGAUUUGUGAAAACGACGUCAAAUAAACUUAGUGAGACGGUUUCGGACCCCAUUGA